AUGAAUGAACGCUCUCGAAGCAAGAAUGAGAGCUCGAGAAGGAGCUCAGGCUCGGCCAAGGAGGAGUCGCCGACCAGAGGUAAAGCCAAGCGGCAUCAGAUAGCUGUUGCUUGUAAUGCUUGCCGCCGAAGAAAGACCAAGUGCGAUGGUCAUCGUCCAGUCUGUUCGGUCUGCGUUACCAAGAAUUCCGAAUGUACCUGGUCAGCGGAUCCAGAUGCCACGCCCAUGGUUGCCAUCAAGCGGAAGUUCCAAAACCUCGAAGCCGAAUCGCGCGAUCUCCAAGACCUCGUCCAGAUGUUGACGGAUCGCCCACGUCAGGAGGCCAUUUUCAUCCUCGACCACAUGCGCAGGACCCGAGACGCUUCGUCGACACUUGCCUUUAUCAAGGACGGAGACCUGCUUACUUGGGGUCUGAAUGCCCGCGAUACCCAACCUUCAGAGCCCGUUUCUUCCGACCAGGAUCCUGUCCGCGACAUCACUCAAAGGGUCAACCUCAUGAACGGCCAUGACGACCUGAGAGAUGGCAGCGAGAGCGUCAGGGAGCCCACUACCUCACCNAAAAGACGUCUUGCUAUUUCCGACCUCGUCAACAGUACAUGA
Aureobasidium musti is the source of this 600-nucleotide messenger RNA. Lineage: Eukaryota; Fungi; Ascomycota; Dothideomycetes; Dothideales; Saccotheciaceae. The record is from the annotation of a GenBank genome assembly.